AUGCUGGGCCAUCCUAGCUUAGGGAUUGAAAGCGAAUCCGCUUCAAGUGUCGAACAUUUGAAUGAAUCAAGAAGUGAUACUACAUCUAUCAGUUCAGUGGCUGAAAGUAUACAGCCCUCUGGGAAUGUGGAGACGGUCGAAGUCAUACGCCAAGCACAAGAUGUGAUUAAGUGCCUUACUGAAAGAUGUGAAGAACUGGAACGUUUGGGUGAAACUUUGCCUAUUCUUCGAAAAGAAAUUCGGAGCCAAAUCGAUCAAAGUAUGCAGAUGAUCCAACGAAGAUUAACAGAACGCCAUGAAUUCCUCAUUAACGAGCUUGAUGCCUCUUUAAAUUCAAGGACUGAACAUAUAAUCAAGAUGAGAACUGAAUUUGAGACCCGUCUUCAGCGGCUUUCCUCUCAUGUGGAUUUGUUGAAGCGUCUCGUUCAAAUGUCCCCCAGUAGCGCUUCCAGUCAGAACACUCAAAAGGGUAACUCUGGCCCUCCAACUCGUGCUGUUGCUGUUCAGAAGCACAGACAGGAGAUAGAAAAGAUUCUCACAAUUCCAGUCCCAUUUCAUCCAUCGGAAUACGAUACAAUGUCGUUCUUCCCCACUGAGCUGGAUCAGCUUUUGAGUAUGAUUCAAUGUGUUGGUGCUAUUGGUUUAACCAGUAUCGAUGCAAACAUGACAACUUUGGCAGAGACUCCAGGAGAAGAGUUCUCACCAAUUCGGAGAUGUUCUGUGAAUGAGGAAGUUAUGGUGGAAAUCGUUCCAAAGGAUAGCCUCGGAAGACUUGUUGUUAACCCAACUUCAAAAGAGUUUACAGCGUCAAUGACUACUCGAGCGGAGUAUUUGACCGAAGCAAGUACCCCUGGUGCUUAUGACUUAAACAUCAAAAUGUAUGGCGAACACAUUCAAGGAUCACCGUUCCUGGUCUUUGCCAGAGCGCCUUGUAAACCGGAUAUUAAAGCAUGGAUAGAAAAAAUGCAUGAAUAUAGUCACUUGCCCCACCGAAUUCGCUCUAUUUGUGAGACCCGCAGAAGAUGCACAUCUGCACCAUCUCGUUCUGUGAAGCCUGAUCCACCCGAGGCGCUCGCGGAUAUCAACCGUUUGCACAGAGGUGAUCUGCUUCAAACGGUCGGAACCAAGGGCAGAGGUGAUGGAGAAUUUGCCAAUCCAACCGGUAUUUGUGUUACACGUGAAAACAAGAUACUGGUUGCUGAUAGUAAUAACGCUUGCAUACAAGUAGAACGCAAGCAUGCUACCCACUCGGCCACCGAGCAGCUGACCAAACCGUUUCUCAAUUUGAAUUUACACGAUAUAGCACAACUCGAUUGUGUGAGCUUGUUGCGAUUAUCGAUCCUCACUCAUUUCAGCAUUAGCCUCCAGGGUGAUGACUCGGCUUGA
Molecule: messenger RNA, 1386 nt
Organism: Echinostoma caproni
Lineage: Eukaryota; Metazoa; Platyhelminthes; Trematoda; Plagiorchiida; Echinostomatidae
Source: the annotation of a GenBank genome assembly